Phodopus roborovskii (desert hamster) is the source of this 1281-nucleotide messenger RNA. RefSeq names its product G protein subunit alpha transducin 2 (gene Gnat2). Gene Ontology annotation, biological process: adenylate cyclase-modulating G protein-coupled receptor signaling pathway; detection of chemical stimulus involved in sensory perception of bitter taste. NCBI's taxonomy places the organism in Eukaryota, Metazoa, Chordata, Mammalia, Rodentia, Cricetidae. The record is from RefSeq and is a predicted model, not a curated record. The coding region runs from base 51 to 1115 and encodes 354 amino acids. Gene Ontology annotation, molecular function: GTP binding; G protein-coupled receptor binding; GTPase activity. The transcript has 8 exons. Gene Ontology annotation, cellular component: photoreceptor outer segment; photoreceptor inner segment; heterotrimeric G-protein complex.
GAAAUUUGAAGAGCUAGAGAAAGCCCUUCUUCUCUGAGGAGACAACAGAGAUGGGGAGUGGAGUCAGUGCUCAGGACAAAGAACUUGCCAAGAGGUCCAAGGAGCUGGAAAAGAAGCUGCAGGAGGAUGCUGACAGAGAAGCCAAAACUGUCAAGCUGCUGUUGCUCGGUGCUGGAGAGUCAGGAAAGAGCACUAUCGUCAAACAGAUGAAGAUCAUUCACCAGGAUGGAUACUCACCAGAAGAAUGCCUAGAGUUCAAAUCUGUCAUCUACGGGAAUGUGUUACAGUCCAUCCUGGCUAUCAUCAGAGCCAUGUCCACACUAGACAUUGACUACGCUGAACCAAGUUGUGCGGAUGCUGGUCGACAGCUCGACAACCUGGCUGACUCCACUGAGGAGGGGACCAUGCCUCCUGAGCUGGUGGAGGUCAUCAGGAAGUUGUGGAAUGACAGGGGAGUUCAAGCCUGCUUUGAUAGAGCUGCAGAGUUCCAGCUCAAUGACUCGGCAUCUUACUACCUGAACCAGCUGGACCGGAUUACAGCCCCUGACUACCUCCCUAAUGAGCAAGACGUGCUUCGAUCCAGAGUCAAAACCACAGGCAUCAUCGAAACCAAGUUUUCUGUUAAAGAUUUGAAUUUCAGGAUGUUUGAUGUGGGCGGGCAGAGAUCAGAGAGAAAGAAGUGGAUCCACUGCUUUGAGGGCGUCACCUGCAUUAUUUUCUGUGCUGCUCUCAGUGCCUACGACACGGUGCUGGUGGAAGAUGACGAAGUGAAUCGCAUGCAUGAGUCUCUGCACCUGUUCAACAGCAUCUGCAACCACAAGUUCUUUGCGGCUACUUCCAUCGUCCUCUUCCUCAACAAGAAGGACCUCUUUGAGGAGAAAAUUAAAAAAGUCCACCUCAGCAUUUGUUUCCCGGAGUAUGAUGGGAACAACUCCUAUGAAGAUGCUGGGAAUUAUAUCAAGAGCCAGUUCCUUGACCUCAACAUGAGAAAAGAUGUCAAAGAAAUCUACAGUCACAUGACCUGUGCUACAGACACACAGAAUGUCAAAUUUGUGUUUGAUGCAGUUACAGACAUUAUCAUCAAAGAAAAUCUCAAGGACUGUGGGCUGUUUUAAUGCUCAGGUCCUCAGGUGUACAUUCUACAAGCAGGCUUAGAAUCUGAGAGGCUGCAUGCAGAAAAUCAGUCUGUUUUGAAGUAGUGUGGCUAGUACAGUUUAAAUAAUGUGUGGCCUAGGGUCCUAAGAGCCAGAUUCCAAUCCUGUUUCUGCUUAGCACAGUAGA